UCCAGGAUCGUGCGGAACGAAAGAUCACGUCGUGCCACGCCCCCCUAUAGCCUUCUAGGCCGACGGAAAGUCGACGCGGACGGCUGAGCGGUCGGUGAGAACGGCUGGCUCAGCACAAGAUACUUGGAAAGAAGACCUGCACCAGUAAACCUAAUGAGCUGCCAGCACUGUGUCUUCGCGCACCCCUCCAUUCGCUUCUCUUACAACAACUUGCUCCGUGGCUUGCCGAGCUGGAGAUUGAGAGGCUGAAAAAGACGGCGCGUGAGUCCUGAACUCAACUAUGCAUUACAUUCGCUUCCUCAAGACGCCCAAAGUGCAAGUCGAUCGAGCGGUCAUACUCCUCAAGGCCGUGGUGACUGUGACCACCGAUUUGGGAGAGACUUUCUACCCCGACGCGCUCGAACUGGUCGCGACAAUACGGUCAGCGGAAGACGAUGGAGAAAUAUACCUGAGGAAGAAGGUGGAGUGGACAAAAAGCGCGCGUUCGGCCGCCAUCGUGUUCGACCUUUCACGACAGGAUAUCGAGUGGCCGGCGUGCGUACAUGUUGGAGUGAGAAACCCGCCUAGAGACUCUGGUUUCCUGCCGCCUAUCUCAGAUGUCUGGAGUGGGACAUUAAACCCCACGAAAGGACAGUUCGAGUCGGGUUGGCGAGUGGAAAGACGAUUCACAUCCUGCGCUGAACGAUCACUGUGUCUUCUCGAGGAUGCGGGUGACAGCAUCGCAAGACAUCUCUGGGACGGCAGCCAGGCUUUGGCGCAGCACAUCGAUCAGACAAUAUCCGGAGGAGAUCAAAGCACAUUGCCACUGCUGGAAUACAUACUCCUCUCUGCUACGUACAGACGAACGAACGUCAUUGAGCUGGGUUGUGGAUGUGGCACGGUCGGAAUCAGUGUUGCUCAGGCCAUUCCUGACUGCGAUGUCGUACUUACCGAUCUUGCUGAAGUCACGGAGUUGGUGGAAGCCAAUAUCGCUCGUAUGAACCCAGCCAUGGGCUCGAAGGUGCGAUUUGAGCCGUUGGAUUGGUUCGAUCCGCUGCCCGAGCGACUACAAAAUCGGAAGAAUGAUCUCAUCAUCGUCUCGGAAUGCACAUACAACACCGACACACUCGAGCCUCUGGUCGGCAUGCUCUGCAAUCUCAUCGUCCGAUCACCAAAAGCUGUGAUCGUCGUCUCGACCAAGACCAGGCAUGACAGCGAGGCAGCUUUCUUCGACCUCAUGAAGAACGCCGGCUUGAUCGAGGAGGGAAGCAUGCGACUGCAGCUACCCGGCAUUCCCGGUCAAGGGUACGCCGACGCCGCGACGGAUGUUGGCAUGCAUGUAUUCCGCGGAAAGGAACAUCGACUGAGCUUAAGUCCACGCAAUCGCAGCGAGGAGGAGGUGCCUACGACAAAGGAGAGAAGAAGCAAAUCACGAUAG
Zymoseptoria tritici IPO323 is the source of this 1417-nucleotide messenger RNA. RefSeq lists its product as uncharacterized. The record is from RefSeq and is a predicted model, not a curated record. The transcript has 2 exons. NCBI's taxonomy places the organism in Eukaryota, Fungi, Ascomycota, Dothideomycetes, Mycosphaerellales, Mycosphaerellaceae. Bases 281 to 1417 code for a protein of 378 amino acids.